AUGGCGCGUACUCGGGUCGCGUCCAGACGCGCCGCGGCAGCCCGCGUUUCCAAAGAACCGUCACCCGCGCCACAGGACACUGAUAGUAAGGACACCGACGUUGCUGCCGAGCGCGAAGACGAUGGGAAGAGGGUGUCGCGCAGGAUAUCGGCGCGCACCGCAUCUCGGACGAGCAUUGCUACUACAACAAAAACGACAAUCACCUCCAAUCCACGCCAAUCUGCCGCAUUGGACGCUGCGCGCAUGGAGCGCGAUGCUGCCAUGCUCCGACUGGAGGACAUAACCACCACAUCAACAACAGGAGGGGACUCGGCCGGACUGGAUGGCGAGGAUACGGAGAGCUCGCUGGAGGUGGAAAUGGGACGACGCGCCGUGGCCGCCACGCCCGCCCACGGUCGCGCCAGCGCUGCUGCUAGACUGCACGAUGUCUCGGGCCUUGACCUGGACGACAGCAUGUUUGACGAUAUCAACACGACCAUUGACACUUUGGGCCCUGCCAGCGCGUCGCGAUCCCUGGACACGUCGACCUUUUCCGCCAGUCAGUUCCGGCGCCGACCGCGUGCCGGCAGUUUCAUGAGCAGAGAUGACGGCCCCGUGAGGCCCAGUAGUCGCGCAGGACCCAACACUCCCGGUAUCAGCUCCACAUUCAACAUCGGUGUGUUCAAGAGGCGUGCGCGAGAACCCAGUAUUCUGGGCACAGCCCAGAAACCGAGGGCGGAGAGACCUAUGCCACAAAGUGACCUUGGCAAUGAAACGGACAAUAACUAUGACGAAAAUGACAAUGACGAAGAGGCAUUGGAAGAGCUUGAAUUAUCCCCAGAGCAUGAGUCAACGCCCCUGCGACGCUCUAAGAGGCGAUCCGGGGCGGCCACAUCCGGAGACGCAGAGCCUUCCUCAAAUAUCAAAUCAAGAAAGAGAAAGUCCACAGAAGCACACGAGCAGCGGCAGCGCUCUCCUCCAUUUCCACAAGACGACUCCAAUAUGGUGGACGAGUCGGAUGACGAGCCUCUCUCGUCUCCACCUUCGCUCCCUCCAGUACGCCGAGCGAGCACACCAUUGAUGGACGAAAACAUUGCGCCUCCCGAAAGUAGUGGCUCCGAAGAUGAGGCAGAGGUAUGGCCACCGCUCCAAUCCCUUGCUAGGGGACGCUCGAGGCGAGCACCGUCGGCACAACGAAGAACCCCCGUUCGCGACCUGGGACAAGGCGACAAUGAGUCUGACAUGUCAUCACCGCCCUCAUUGACCUACUCGCCGAAUUACGCCGACCCGUCACCCCCUCCCAAAUCCAAGCAGACGAGGGCGGCAUCAAAACCCAUUUCUACUGCAGACUUGACGGGACUUUUGCCUCGGCGACGUCAAAGAAGCGCCAGGAACGAUCCUCUGGGUGGUGAUGAUUCGGAUGAAGAGGUGGAUGCUGCCGGUCUCGGUAACGACGAUGACGAGCUGUCUUACCUCGACGUGAGAAGAACAAGGAGGCGGCCAGCCAAGCCUCUCGCGCGCGCCGGUACGUCAAAUCAGACGACGACGGCGCGCGCCCAGAAAAAGGACAAGGUGGCCAGCAAGCCCGCCAGGACGUAUGGUCGCCUGUCAGAUAAAGAGAACCAGGAAGAUGGAGAAGGCGAAGGAGAUUCUGCCAAUGCCGCGCCUGAUGACGACGAUGUCUUUGAGCAAGAGGAUUCCGGUCCUGGUGAGGAGCUCAAGAAUGCGGCCAAGAAAUUUGCCGAGGUGGACAAGUGGGAACUAGAAUUUGAAGAGAGGAUGCAAAGCAGCUCGCCUAGAGAUGCUAGGUAG
Pestalotiopsis fici W106-1 is the source of this 1791-nucleotide messenger RNA. RefSeq lists its product as uncharacterized. The record is from RefSeq and is a predicted model, not a curated record. Bases 1 to 1791 code for a protein of 596 amino acids. NCBI's taxonomy places the organism in Eukaryota, Fungi, Ascomycota, Sordariomycetes, Amphisphaeriales, Sporocadaceae. The transcript has a single exon.